This is a messenger RNA of Apus apus (common swift), 2936 nucleotides long. It is a transcript of the gene C1QTNF3, whose product is annotated as C1q and TNF related 3. NCBI's taxonomy places the organism in Eukaryota, Metazoa, Chordata, Aves, Apodiformes, Apodidae. The transcript is spliced from 6 exons. The record is from RefSeq and is a predicted model, not a curated record. Gene Ontology annotation, molecular function: protein binding. The coding region runs from base 111 to 1055 and encodes 314 amino acids.
GCCAGGCUUACUAGUGGAAAAGCUGAAACGACCACAUAUCUCCUGGUGUAGCAAAGAAGUUCUCCUUCUGCAAGGCAUUUGCUGAACUGCUGAAAAUUAUUUUGAAUAACAUGGCAGAGAAGGAUUUCAUCAGUUGGCAUCUACUGGCUUUAUUUUUUCUUCCAUUUUGCCUGUGUCAAGAUGAAUACAUGGAGGUGAGCAGAAGAUCUUAUAAACCAGUGGCCAAAGUAUUGCAAAGUCACCACCAGACUGGCCAUAAAGGUUCCAGAAGCAGGGAAAUAUUGAAACAGCGGAGUCAACUUAUAGAGUGGACUGUUGAUAAUAGCACUUCUGCAGACCAAAAAGUCCUGAGACCAGAGGUAGAUGAUGUAGAACUGACUACCUCAGAUAGAGUCCAGCCCCCUCAAACUGGACCGCAGAAUCCAGACUGUAGUUCUUGCUGCCGUGCUGACUUUGGAGUUCGACUCUACCAGGGGCCCCCCGGACCUCCCGGCCCCCCUGGGAUGCCAGGAAAUCAUGGAAACAAUGGGAAUAAUGGAGCAACUGGCCAGGAAGGAGCCAAGGGUGAGAAAGGAGACAAAGGAGAUAUGGGACCAAGGGGAGAGCGUGGCCAUCAUGGACCCAAAGGCGAGAAGGGUUACCCUGGGAUUCCCCCAGAGCUACAGGUUGCAUUCAUGGCUUCCAUGGCUACUCACUUCAGCAACCAGAACAGUGGGAUCAUCUUCAGUAGUGUUGAAACCAACGUUGGGAAUUUUUUUGAUGUCAUGACUGGGAGAUUUGGUGCUCCAGUGAACGGGGUGUAUUUCUUCACCUUCAACAUGAUGAAACAUGAAGAUGUGGAGGAAGUCUACGUGUACCUGAUGCAUAAUGGUAAUACGGUUUUCAGCUUAUAUAGCUAUGAAUCCAAAGGGAAAGCAGACACUUCAGGAAACAGUGCAGUGCUAAAACUUGCCAAGGGAGAUGAAGUCUGGCUCAGAAUGGGAAAUGGAGCCCUCCAUGGGGACCAUCAACGUUUCUCUACCUUUGCUGGCUUUCUUCUUUUCGAAACCAAAUAAAAAAAGAAACAACCCAAUAGAUGUUUAUCUGAGGAAACUUCUUUUUUGGAACUGCUAUUUUUCUCUGGACUGUGGAUUAGCAUUAUGACAUUAAAAGAUCAAGAAGGCUUGUUUUGAUGCAAUGUGUUGCUAUUUGUUUAUCAAAGAUGAGGUAAAUACAUUGGGUAGUUGAGACACAGAUUCAUAUAAGACAUAUUGUCAUUUGGGUUGUGUCUAAUGAAUCACUAAAUGUUGCUAGUGCUGUCUUCUCCAGAGUAGGUGAAAAACAAAGGAAAAAGCUUUUAAGUAAUUCAGAGAGCAGCUUGCCCAGUAAAGUCAAAUUUGUCUGUAAAGAUACUUUGAUUACAUAUAUGUCAGGAGUUGAACAAUUGCUUCAUGUUUUUCUGUUCACUUGAUUAAUGUUUUUCUGUUCAUUUAUUCCAUUAUUAUUACAUGUUCAUUUAAGUUUGCAUCAAGGAAACAGGCCUGAAUGAAUUAUAAGUAGGCUCAGCUGAGACCAGAUUUAAAGGAAGAAUUUUUUACUGGACUAGAAUGAACUUUACAAAUAGAAGAAAAAAAAAAAAGUGAAAAUAAAGAUGUCAAGGAUACAGGUUUAUUGCAUUCCCAUCUCAAACCUCUGAAGAUAUAUCUGGUAUUCUUUUUCAUAGAUUUUUAGUACAUAUUUCUGCUCUUUCUCUCUCUCUUAAAAGAAGUUAUAGUAAUCCUUGCCUUUAGUAGCCGCUUGAAGCAAAGUUAGUUUAGCCUGGAGUGUGGAGGGGAUAAAACAGGGGAAAUGCAAUGUUUCUUCCUAGCCUUCAAAUUGUCAAAACCUGAUAUAACUGAACACAAGGUGUCAGAGCAGAGGCAUAUGUGCUGGAGAAACUGGGAUAUGCCAACAGCCCAAACAGAAAAACACACACUUUGCAGAAUUUGGAGCUCUUUUAGAAGGAUAUACCUUUCAUAUUGCAUAUUUACUUAACAGUGAAGUUGUUGAUACAGUCUUCCUACCAGCCUUCCAAGAACCAGUGUUUCAGGAAAAGACAUUGCAGCCUGGCACCACAUCAGCUAACUCAGUUCAAUAUUUAACUGGUGACAACAAAUGCUGGUUGGCACAGAAGUUCUGGUCACAGUAAACUAGGCCAUUCUUCAGCACUUGCCACCAGCUUUUCAGGAUCUGGGUACAUGAAAUUCUGUCUCGCUGUUUUCUUUUGAUCAGAAUCAACAUCAAAUACAGUAAGACAAUACUGAAGUUUGAAAGUAUCUUCUGCACAUUCUGGCUCUCAACACAGAAGCUAAUGAAAUACAAAUUCUAUUUUAUCAGACAUUACAUUUUAACCAGACAUUACCUGUCAUUAAUGUAUAACAAGAAGGUGGGGUUAGGAAAACUUUUAUUUUAAAUUCUUCUAUAUUGGAUAGAGAUACUAGUAGCAUGACAGUAGAGCAAAUAAAUCAAAAUCUGCCCUAUGACUUUGUAUGUCCUUGUACAUACUCCUGGUGUAUGUAAACCACAUCUUGCUAUGAAAAAUGCAUGUUGAUACUUGAUGAUGAUGAUUUGUGAUUUUUAAAUGUUAUGCAUCAACCACUGAAAAUAUUAGCUUUAAUGACCUGUCAACUGAGGAGUUUUAUAGUUUCUUUAGGAACUUGAGUCAGGUUUGCACCACAUAGGUUUUCAAAACCUGAGACCAUGUUAUUUUAAUAAGCAUUUUAGUAAAAUUCUGGCAUGCGUUCAAACUAAAACCCAUCUACCCAGGUAAUCAGAUAAUGUUAUUGUUUUGGAAUGAGUGCACAAUUUGUAUGAGAUAUAUGGCAUCAUCACAUAAUGUUCACAGUAGAAAAAGUCUUGAAAAAAAAAUUUUGUUGUUGUGUUAGGAAUGUUAGCUUAAUUUGUAACACAUACAUUUA